Molecule: messenger RNA, 1689 nt
Organism: Triticum dicoccoides
Lineage: Eukaryota; Viridiplantae; Streptophyta; Magnoliopsida; Poales; Poaceae
Product: cytochrome P450 76T24-like
Exons: 2
Coding region: 55-1575 (506 amino acids)
Molecular function (GO): iron ion binding; monooxygenase activity; heme binding
Source: RefSeq, a predicted model, not a curated record
CCCAACUCACGGCAAGCUGCAUCCUUUCCUUUGCGGUCGACUUCACCAAGCAAAAUGGCCUCCUUCCUUGUUGAAUGCCUUGGAUGGCUCAUCGUCGUCCUCUUUUCCAUGUACAUUUUCCAGCUGCUCCGUGACGCUCGCCGCCGCCUUCCCCCGGGCCCCUGGCCGCCGAAGCCUAUCAUCGGCGACCUCCUCGACCUCGGGGAGGACGGCCAGCAGCACCGCGCGUUCCUGCGCCUGGCCGACCGCUACGGCGGCCUCAUGUGCCUCCGCUUCGGCAUGGUGCCCCACGUGAUCAUCUCCACGCCAGACGCCCUGCGCGCCGUGUUCGGCGGGGAAGGCAAGAAGGUGGACAACAUCGCCGGCCUCCCGAGCCUGGACGUCCUCAGCGCCAUGGGCCACCGCGCCCACACCAUCUUCGCGCUCCCGAGCCAGGACGGCAAGUGGCGCGCGAUCCGCAAGUUCGCCGCCGCAGAGAUGCUGGCUCCCAGGCGGAUCUCCGCCGGGGCCGGGGCGCUGCUGCAGACCAAGAUCGUUGAGGCGCUGCACCGAGAGGUGUCGGGCCACGCCGCGCGCGGCACCGCCGUCGUGUUCAGGCACGCGGUGCUCGACUCCAUCCUGAGCCUGCUGCUGGGGGUGCUCUACUCCACCGACCUGGAGCCCAAGGAACGGGCCGUGUUCAGGGACAUCAUCGAGGAUAUCGUUGGGAUGCUCGGCACGGCUAACGUCUCCGACAUAUUCCCGCCGAUCGCCGCGCUCGACCUCCAGGGCCUGCGACGCAGGAUGACGAACCUCUUCGCCAUCAUGUACCGCCACUUCGACGACCAGGUGGCUCUACGGCUGCGUAGCCGGGAAGCCGGAGAGGCGCCCAAGAAGGACGUGCUGGACACGGUCCUCGAUAAGGACGGCGAAUGGAAGCAGGAGGGGUCUCUGCUAAGCCAUGAUGUCAUGAGAGCACUCCUCUCCGAUUUGUACGGCGCCGGAGCAAGCACGACAGCGGCUCUCAUCGAGUGGGGAAUGGUGGAUCUGCUUCAGAACCCAGAGGUGAUGCGCAAGGUCAAGGAGGAGCUCGCUACGGUUCUUGGCGACAAACCGCUCAUGGAAGAAUCCGACAUUGCCCGGCUCCCAUACCUCCAAGUCGUCGUCAAAGAGAUCCUUCGUCUGCGGAUGGUGGUGCCGCUGGUACCUCGCAAAGCGGAGGCUGACAUCGAGGUGAAUGGCUACAGGAUCCCUAAGGGCACCAACGUGAUCCUCAACGCGUGGGCGAUCAACCGGAGCGCCGACGCAUGGUCGGAUCCGGACAAGUUCGUCCCCGAGAGGUUCAUCGGCGGCGAGACCAAGAACUUCCAGCUGGGGCAGGACUUUGACAUGAUACCAUUCGGUCUUGGCCGACGCAUCUGCCCCGGGAUGCCGCUUGCACAGAAGCUGAUACCGCUGAUUCUUGGCACGCUGCUCCAUCGGCUCGAGUGGGAGCUUCCUGCGGAGGUCAAGGAGGCUGGGAUAGACAUGACAGAGAAGUGUGGGGUGGUGUUAUCUCUAGUCACCCCCCUUACAGCCAUACCUAAGGAAAUAUGACUUGUAUUCUCCCGAGCGGCUCAUUUCAUUUCAUCCUGUAGUUUGGUAAUUCUAUCUUUCAUGAGAUCGGUAAGGAAAAACUUCAUAUUAAAUAAAACUAAGUAAUCCCAGAAA